GCUGUUACCAUAUUUACAACAGUGUGAGUGUAUUGUAUAAGUUAAACCGACACCCAGCUGGCGGUAAUGUUUUGAUGACGGACCCAAGACUCUAACGUUCACUUCCGGUCCGUGUUUUCAACACGUGAGCGAUGGCUUCACGCGCCCAGGAGUUAACUCUGGUCGGUCUGUGUGAUGGAGAGCUGGACUCGAAGCGGCACCGGUCCUCUUAUCUGACAAACAAAGUCGGGGGUCCGCCGGACUGGAUGCCGGCCAUCUCCCGCCGGUCUCCCCGCUGCAGGCACUGCGGAGCCCCGUUAGCUCACGUGGUGCAGGUGUACUGCCCCCUGGAGGCCUCACCCUGUCACAGAAACCUCAACCUGUUCGCGUGCCCAGGUGCUGAGUGCAGCGGCAGGGCGGACUGUUGGAGGGUGCUCCGCUCUCAGUGUCUGGAGGAGGCGGAGACAUCCAGCCGGCCUGCCCCGGCUCAGGAGGCUCCUCUGUCGGCCUCUGACUGGUGUGACACCGCUGAUGACUGGGGGGUGGAGGAGGAGGGUGAUGGAUGGGGAGGAGGCGUGAAGAAGGACAGGCAGGUUCAAGAGGAGGCCGGUGAGAUGGCUGUCAGCAGCCGGCUUCAGGAUCUACAUCUUGGAGACUCACAGGAGGAAGUUCCCGUCCUCCGUCCGUUCUUCAUCAGCGUGGUGGAGGAGUCGGAUCUGUGCGGAGAGGAAGACGACCUGUGGCACGCUCAGCAGCUGCUGAGGGAGUACGAGAGGAGAGAAGGAGUGGCGCUGGGAGAGCUGGAGGACAACGAGGGCGGUGGGGAAGAGAAGUACGAGAAGACGAGAGCCAGACACGGAGACGCCGUCUUCUCCAGGUUCAUGAAGAAGAUCUCGCUCUGUCCUCAGCAGGUCCUGCGCUACUGUCGCGGAGGGAAACCGCUCUUCAUCUCCGAGCCGCCGUCCAACAUGGCCCAGGUGGUGUCGGCGUGCGGCUCCUGCGGAGGAUCCAGGACGUUCGAGCUGCAGCUGAUGCCCGCUCUGGUCAGUCUGCUGCGCAGGAAGGACGUCAGCAGCGCUGAGGCAGAGCUGGAGUUUGGCACGGUGCUGGUUUACACCUGCACCAACAGCUGCUGGGCGGCAGCAGGAUCAGCUGUGGAGGAGCUGUGCUUCGUGCAGACAGACCCAGACCAGCAGCUCUUUCAAUGACUGAGCGGGUGAUCUGUCGGAUCCUCGCUGCGAUCUGUCCGUUCAAACAGAAGCAAGACGAUAAACACGGAACUAACCCUAACCCUGAAGGACUUUAAGUUUGUCCGGUGCCUUGCUCAAGGACACCACGGCAGGGCAGGAGGUGAACUGGGACCUCUCCAAGUCGCACUUGUUUUAGUUCUGGUCGGUGCUCACAGUCCUACUGACUGAGCCGGAUGCAGACGCUCUCACACAUGCGUCCAGAUUCAAGUCUCGUAAUAAACAGGUCAGCACUGGAAACUACAGCUGAUGUUUGGAUAUCACAUAUUUAACUUGCAACACUUUCUGCAAAACCAUAAAACUGUGCCUCGUUUAAAUAAAGUCUAAAUGAACAAGU
Messenger RNA from Cottoperca gobio, 1563 nucleotides. RefSeq names its product programmed cell death protein 2-like. Gene Ontology annotation, cellular component: cytoplasm. Bases 132 to 1187 code for a protein of 351 amino acids. The record is from RefSeq and is a predicted model, not a curated record. Gene Ontology annotation, biological process: apoptotic process. NCBI's taxonomy places the organism in Eukaryota, Metazoa, Chordata, Actinopteri, Perciformes, Bovichtidae. The transcript is spliced from 2 exons.